Xiphophorus hellerii (green swordtail) is the source of this 2926-nucleotide messenger RNA. RefSeq names its product coiled-coil domain-containing protein 89. Lineage: Eukaryota; Metazoa; Chordata; Actinopteri; Cyprinodontiformes; Poeciliidae. The record is from RefSeq and is a predicted model, not a curated record. Bases 272 to 1276 code for a protein of 334 amino acids. The transcript has 7 exons.
AUUUUGUAGAAUUGAAAUAUUUUUGUGACGUGACGUGUUAGAUUCUGCCCUACAUUCUCAGGUACGAAAGGUGGCGGUAUUUACCUGAAACUAGUUUGUAAUCUACCAUUAAAACAAAAUAGAGCGGUUGCUAUUAGCAACCGUGCACUUAGUAAACUAACUGCAGUCCAGUUGAGGGAAAAUCUAGCAUAAAAUUAGACUUUUUCCGGAGCAUAUCGUGACGAGUCCACAUAGAGAUUCGAAGGGCGUCUUAAGGAAGGCCGACAUCAAUAUGGAGAAUGCAGACGGUAUUCAGCCAUCAAAUACAAAUCCACAAAAUUCUGACGUCAAAGACACCAGGGAAAUGCUGUGGUCCAGGAUAGAUGAGCAGUCUACCUUGAUCUACACACUGAAAAAAAGAGCCGAUGAAACGCUUCUGCGAUAUCAAGCACUUCAGCAAAUUAACUCUGAACUUGAGGACCAACUAGCCCUCUGCCAGAAAGAACUACAGGGCGAAAGAAAAAGAGCAGAUAUGUUAAAAUAUAGAUUCACAGAUCUGGCGGCCAAUAAUGAGGGAAUCAUUAAUUUCAUGGAGGAGCACAAAAACCAGAACGUGAUGCUAAAGGUGGAAAACAAGCGGCUGCAGUUGGAAAAUGAUUCACUCUUCUCAGAGAAACUACAUGAUAAAGAAAUGUUGGUUAAAAAACUGCUGCAAGAAAAUAAGCUGCUGAGAGAUAAAUGUACCGCUAAUGAACAGGAAUUCAGUGAGAAAAUCACUGAAAGUGAGUCAAACCGCAGAGAACAAGCAGUCCAGCAUAAAGUCAAAGUGGUGUCACUUCUAGAACAGUUGCAUGAUGCUCAAAAUCAGCACAACAAUGCUGAGGAAAGUUGUAAAGAUUUGAAGCUAAAACUUUCAGAAGCUCAAGAAGAACACGCUUUGAUGGAAACGAGCUUAAAAGAAACCAUAGCGCAUCUAAACAGUGAAAGAAAGAAAUUAUUGGAUAUUUCUAUUGAAAGAGGCAAAUCAAUUCAGGAAAAACAGGAACAAAUCUAUGAGCUGGAAACAAAAUGGAGAAACGAGGAAAAAGCCAAAAUUGAAGCACAGGAAAGAUUUGCAUCAGAUGCAAAAGCAGUGGAUAUAGAUGCACGAGUGAAGUCCCUCCAGGUUGCUCUGGACAAAUCCAUGUCAGAUCUGCAGAAGCUGAACGAGGAUUUCAAUGCUUUCAAGGAACACAGCAACAACCUGCUGACACAGGAAAAGGACUUAAAUCAAAAACUUCGCCAUAUUAUAGGUUGAAACUCUGCACUAUGUAGAGUGGUUUUUCUUACUAAUUCCUAAUAAAAAAAUAUAUAUCUUUCAGAAAGAAUGUUUACUUAACUUAGACAUAAUAAAUGCUUUCUCGUAUUUUUCUGUGCCACAAUAUGUUUUUAUUUAAUUUCUACUUUUCAAUAAGAAUGGAAGUAGCACACCCACUUAGCAUGAUUCAUUGUUCCUGGAGAAGAAACUUUACAAAUGUUCACAGUCUCAAAGGAAAGUCACAUUUCUGAAUGUUCUUCUGCCAGAGGAGCUUUGAAUGUGUGGUAUUAUGGAGAAUGACCGUGUUUGAGCUUUAAAUCAUGUUAUAUUGUUAUUGGGCAAACAUUUUUGUGAUGUUGUGACCUGAAAUGCAGAAGCUUCUUAAAGAGACAAAAGCACAAUUUUGUCAAAUUGCGAAGUAAAAUGUCUUUUAAGAUCAUGUUUGAUGUACACAGCACAACUGAGGGUAACAUAGUUGCUUUAUUGUGCUACAUAAUGGCACUAUGUUCCUGGAAAAUACAUAAUGCUACCCCCUGAAACUGUAGCAAGGCUGAAUCUUGCCACCACAAAAAUAUUGAUGGUAAGAGAGGUAAGAAAAAAACCCUCCAAAGCUCAUCAAUAACAUUUAAAUAAUCUAUUCAUUGAUGCCUAUAAAGGAACAUUACUCAAAAAAAUACUUAUAAAAUGCCCUACAUGUACAUUUUUGAUCGUUGUCAGUGGAACAAAGAUGUAGAGGGAUUGUUUUUUUUUUCCUGAACUGUCACUGAGUGCAACAUUCCUUUGUGUCAGAAAGUCUCCUCUAAUUACUUGUCGCCUGGGGCUCUCCAAUACAAAGCCUCUUUAUCGUGAGCACCAUAGGCAGAAGAAGCCUCCGUGAACUUUCUGCCCAUCUGCACAGGACACAGCUCAUCUUCAAACACACCAGGAAGAGAUCACUUAAAGGUCAACUGGACCACUGAAUGGUCAGAUGGUCAUUCUUCAGGGCCAGAGGGUGGAGAGUUGCCUGCAGGUUGCAGUAAUUUAUUCUGCUGAAAAUAAUUUGCAUGCCACUCACCUGCUGGUGCAAAACUUAUUUUGAUUUAAAUGCUGAUUAAACUAAUUACAUCACAUACUUUCAUUGAUUAUUUUCCAAGGCUUCAUUAAAUUAAUAUAUGUGUUGUAAUCCAAAAACAUCCUGACAGCUGUGAUGUUAGGCCUUGAGUUUGGAACAACAUUUUUUAUUUAAGUGGCGAGUCCUAGGGAGGCCACUAGAGUCCUUUACGCACUCUGGUGGCCAUUAAAACAGUAUAAAGUUAUUUGACCUUGGAUCACCCCCAUUUUGUCAGCCAGAGCUGUUAUGGUUGUCGCCCCAGGCAACAACCAUAAACCCAAAGAAACCAUUUGGGUUUCUUUGGGUUUCCACCCAAAGAUGGCCAGCUCUUUUCCAUUAUGGCCUCUGAACUUCAAACCGCUCUAAACUGUAGACUUAAUACUGUUUUGUAUCUCAGCUCUCAAACUCCAUUGUCAGGUUCAGUUUUUUCCAAACAAACCCAUCAGUCACAGAGGUGGUGUUGGUUUGUGUACCUGUAGUGGUAAGAGUUCAAACACGCUCUGUAACUUAAAGGUGUCAAAAACUUGCAGUAUUCCAAUUAAAGAAUAUGAUGACUAUGA